This is a messenger RNA of Lottia gigantea (owl limpet), 417 nucleotides long. RefSeq lists its product as hypothetical. The record is from RefSeq and is a predicted model, not a curated record. The transcript is spliced from 3 exons. Bases 1 to 417 code for a protein of 138 amino acids. NCBI's taxonomy places the organism in Eukaryota, Metazoa, Mollusca, Gastropoda, Lottiidae.
AUGGCCGAAGCAAUGAUUGUAGAUGAAGACGAAAAUGAUGAUUUUCCAGUAAAGGAAUUAUGGGGACUUGAUCAUCAUUUUAAGUCCUGUUUAAAAUUGUAUAUCUCUGAAAUACUUGCUGCUCCUUAUAACAAUCCUUAUCUAGGUGUAUUUGCUUAUAGAAAUCACCCAUUUCAGAAGGUUGAUAUAACUGGAAUUGUGGUAGGGAUGGAUGAACGGACCAAAUGUCACACUUACAUAGAUAUUGAGAGACAACAAUAUGGUAAAUAUAAACUACCAGGUUUGUUGGUGAAGAAGCUAGAUGAACUCAGUGUUCCUGUUGUUUAUGAACUAGGUGACUGUAUACAAGUAUGUGGGAAAGUAAAAGUUUUUAAGAACAUGAGAGAAAUUGUGUCUACAUAUACCAGUAUCCUUUGA